UUAUGUUGUUGUGUCUGUAUAGUGUCUGUUUUGAAGCCCACAUAACUUCAGACAAUACUUUCUACAGUAGCCUAACUCAGUCGCUCAAUUAACAAACUUUAUUGUAUAAUAUUACCAACCUUUGCUAUCGCUCGUUCACGUCGUUUUUUUUGUGUCACGGUACUUGUGAACUUUGGACUGCAUUGUUAUAUGAUUGCACAAGGCAAAACCAAGCUAUUCAAAUACUAGAAAUCGAAACUGAGAGAAGCAACUUCGGGAAAAGGAUGAAUGAGUGAGUUUUGACAUCUACCCAGUCCCAUGGCGUCUGCCCUAAGCCAUCUCUCUCCAAUGUCUGUAAGAGUGAGAGAAGGAUGGAGUGAUAAUGGAAGAGGAGAGGAGCAGGUGGAGGAUGAAUUUGCGUGUUCCGGAGUGCUACGCGGUGCCCUGUGGUCCUUCCAUCCCUCAGUGGAGAGGAUAUUUGGGGUGUCCUUUACGAUCGGUAGAGAGGAGGAUGCUGUGUUACCCCAUGAUGGACAGAUCUGGCUCAAACUAAAAGGAGUGAGGAAGGACGCGGUGGCUGCCAAAUUGUUUGUGAAGGGAGUUGUGAACCAGGAGGCCCAGCAGGAGGUUCCAUAUCCAGGUGUCCUUCACUGUGUGUUCUGUGGAGCCCGAGGGCUGUUCAUGGAGUGCCUGAUCAGAAACACCUCUGCUUACAUACUGGUGGGUUCCCCAGGCUUCCUACUCAUCUCAGGACUGGCAGAACCAGUGGUCAGGGCCUAUUCCCUCAUCACAGACCUGGUGAAGAACUACGAGGUCACCCAGGGACGAAGAACCGAGCCUGGCGACAGAGGAUCAGGCGAGACCCUGGAUUCCCGUCGGGCCUUCAAAUCCCUGGUGGAGAGAUGGGAGGACAGGCACACUCUGGAUCUGCUGGUGCUACCAGGGGUGGUGAAGGAGACUCUACUGGAUCUGGUGAGGGAGUCUGGGCUGGGAUCCAACCCCGGUCCUGGGGGCUCGAACCUCAGUCUUGGGGGGUCUAGAGACAGAGCGGGUCUAAUGGACACUGAUAGCCAGAGACGAUGGGACAACCAGUCAGGCUUGGACAUACUAAAACUUAUGGAUACCAGAGUAGGGACCAGAGCUGGAGAGGCUAGGGACAUAGAGGGAAUUCAGGGGAUUUCCACAUCAAGGAGAAAACCUCCUGUAAAUUCCACCCACAACCAAGACCCUGGUCUACGGAAUAUUGGGCAGCUUUCUCAACAAAAGACGUUCACUAGCUUACAUGUACAAGAAAGAGAGAUGGGCAAAGAUUGGUCAAAGAGAGCGAUAGAGAAAGACGCAGCACCUCGACUUCCCAUCUUCCACUCUUUCCAUCAAACCGAGGAGGAGGGGCAAGGAUGUUCCCAACAGGAGGUAGAGGAUGAAGAACAGGGGGAGGAAGGAGAGGGGGAGAUGUUGUCAGUAGGGAGUAGGGAGGAGUUUGGGCUCUUGCUGAAGUUCUUCACGGCUAUGGGCUAUGCAGAAGAUGUGGUAAUGAGGGUCCUGGCCCGGACCGGACCCAGAGAAGUCUCCCAGAUUCUGGACCUGGUCCAGCAAGAACAUGACCGGACCGGUCUGGCCAUGAACCACCCAGUGGAGAUGGAGCACACAGAGGUAGAGGAGAGGGAAGCUAAAGGAGUGAGAGGAAAGAGAAGCAGUAUAGAUGGAGGGAUGGGAGUGGAGCUGGAGGGAGGUGUGGAAGAAGGGGCGGGGAGUAGAGAGGAGGGGAGAAAAGGCAGGGAGAGUGGAGGGUCUACCGCUAACCUGUCUGAGGAUUCACUGAAGGAAGGCAGGGAGAGGGGCGAGGGCGGCAUGGAGGGAGGUGAAGGGGGGAACGAGGAGGAUUUUUUCCUGGGAGUUGUGAAGAGGGCCGCAGCCAGUUGUGGAUACACAGAGGAGAAGGUAGCAGAAGUGUACAGUAUGUUACCUGAACUGUCCACACGCCAGCUACUCCUGGAGCUACAGAGGGAGAGAGCCAGAGAGACAGAAGCUGCAUCCCAGGACCAGGUACGAGACGAACCAAGAGAGGUGGAUGAGGCUGUCUCAGAGCUACAGAGAAAGGACAGAGCAGGAGACAGGAAGGAGGAGAGAGGUAGAGAGAUGGAGGCACCAGCACCGCAGUCCACUGCUACUGAGAAGAGAGGAGAAGAAAGAAAGAUUGUGAAAGGAAAGAGUGAAAGGAAGACCAAUGAGGUAGGAGUGACCGUGCCGAACCAAAUCGGCGAUGGUACAGUUAAGGUUGAACCAGAUCUGGCUCAAUGGAAUGCCAUGACAAACCAGAUUCCGUUCCUGAUUCACAGUCACCAGAAGAAUCCCACACAGACACACACCCCCCAUCGAGCCAGCCCCCCUUUAGUCACAGGGCCGCCUCAGCCCACCUACCCCAACACACUACCCCCACAACCCACCUACCCCAACACACUAUCCCCACAACCCACCUACCCCAACACAUUACUCCCACAACCCACCUACCCCAACACAUUACUCCCACAACCCACCUACCCUCUCUUAUUUCCCCAUCAACUUGUUUACCCUCCCACCCAGCCACCACCGACCACCUUACCCCAUACCCUUACCAUGAAUAACUCCUCAACAACCAGAGCGAAGGAGAAACGUGGUCUCUUUCCCCUAGCAGUAGAGGGAAGGGAUCUCCCAGCCCUAACAGCGGUGGCUGUUGAUAGACGAGGUCUCCCGACCAUGGCAGCAGGGGCUGUGGUGACAGGGCAACAGCGCUUCAUGGAAGGCCUCCAGACUCCAUUUGACCUCAAGCUGACCGACCAACCAGGAGACCCGGGACUCAGGAUGGUCAUUAUCGACGGCAGCAACGUUGCGAUGAGUCACGGGCUGGGCCAUUUCUUUUCGUGCCGAGGCAUCGCCCUGGCGGUGCAACACUUCUGGAACCGCGGGCAUCGCAGAAUCAGUACCUUCCUGCCCCAGUGGAGGCAGAAGAGAGACCACCGGGGCAAAGAGCAGCACUACCUUAGUGAGCUCCAGAACCUGGGUCUGCUCUCCUACACCCCCUCCAGAGAAGUCCAAGGGAAGAGGAUCAACUCAUACGACGACAGGUUCCUGCUGCAGCUGGCCCAGAAGACCGAUGGAGUGAUCGUGACAAACGACAACCUCAGAGACCUGCUGGAUGAGUCUCAAGUAUGGUGCGAAAUCAUCAAGAAAAGACUCCUCCAAUACACGUUUGUGGGGGAUCACUUUAUGGUACCGGAUGAUCCGCUGGGCCGAGGGGGACCCCACCUAGAUGACUUCCUACACUCCCAGCACAGGCCUCCUGUCCCAGGCAGUCACUCAUUUGCAGGCGUGGCAUCCUCCUUCCACUCUCCCCGAGUUCCAAGGGCCCAGACAGAGGUCCUUCAGUUCCGUGACUGGACACCAGGGGUCGUUGUGGAGCCAGAGCCCAGCCAGGCCAGGGGGAAUGGGCACGCUAGGGCUGGACGCGGUGGCCCAGGGAUGGGCCUUGGUCUGGGGCUGGGAGUGAAGAGGAGUGCAGAAGAGACCUCCAGGCUUAGGGAGAGCCUAUCCCAGGUGUUCCCAGGACAGGAUAGCAUGGUUACUCUGGUGCUGCAGUGUAAUCCUACAGUGACUGACAUCAAUUCACUGUCACACAUUAUACUGGAGCAGGAGAGUGUAGACUGAGAGUAGUGUUUUUGUGUGUGUGUGUGUGUGUGUGUGUGUGUGUGUGUGUUCCAGAGAAGAAGAUGUAUUAAUGUAUUUUAUUUCAAUGUUUGAUUGAUAAGUCUCAGUUCAUAGACCGACGGGGCUAACAUUGUUUCUUAAUGUAUUUCUAUCGAAUUAAGUUUGAAAACAGGACCAAAAAUCGAACCAUAUUAAUCUUAUGGACAGGGGCGCAACUUUCACUGGGUUUUUUUAAUAAUUGCACUGUUUUAUCAUUGCAGUGUGAUACAAAACGUGGUUCCAGUAUGCUUUACGGCCAUGCAAAAGCCUCACAGCUGUCGGGUAGGCUGUUUUCUGGUUUCAGCUAGCUGGAUUUCGGUCUGCACAGACAACAUAGAGCAUACAGACAGCAUGUAUGAAAACAAAUCUUCUGAAAGGCUAGCAUAUAGGACCAGCACAGGAGAGAUGAACAGAGGCAGCUUCUGUCUGUGUUGCACUUUUUCUAAGAGUUGUAAAAACAAGCAGAACAGAAACUGGCUACUCCUUAGUUGACUGAUCUAGCUGUGAAGGUAACUGCUGUUUGACAGAAAAAAUAAUAUUCUCAGUGCAGCUAGUAGUGUAACUGGCAUGUUACGUUAGCUAGUGUUUCAUCAUCUCUUGACUGAAGUGAAUGAACUGCUAGUGGCUUGUUAGCUCGCUAGUAUCUCCCACAGCCAGUUCAGCUCUAGCUAGCCUCUAGCUAUCUGUCUGGUAGUAGUAUCUAACAGCUGUUGUUUGUUUGGAAAUGUUUUGUAGCUUUUGUUAUGUCCCGUUUCAACAGAAGUACAUUAAACUAUGUACCAUUGUACCAUUAGUUAGCAGAGCUAGCCAAAAGUUGGCUAAUGUUAGCUAGCUAGCUUUUCUUUUGCCUAAAUCACAGUAGACUUGAACCAACCGAUGAAAUCAGCGGCCAAAUGAUUGACGACAGAUAUUGUGAUGUUUUUUCAGCACAUUGUAUGUUUUUAUUAGUCAGUACAGCAAUGUAACGUUAUUGAUCUGUCAGUUUCCCUAGCUAAUUCCCUACUUUUCACACUGACACAGUAUAAACAGCUCUACAGGCUGCACUGUCAUGGUGCACAGUCAGUACACAAUACUAUGCUCAUCAUGUCUUAGCAUGAUCAGUUGGUGGCAGGUGUCCCUGCAGUGUUAGACAGCCAUGGAAGACUAGUCUAGAGAUCUCAGGUGAAUUUUGCAGUAUUAUUUAACAAUCAGUGAAUAAAUACGGUUCCAUCUUGAGUUGAUGAGUCGGCUAGUCUGGGAUCUGGGAAUAAGGGUAAUUUCAAUUGUUUAACCAUUGAUUCUAUUCCUGGUAUAUAUAUAAUGUAUAAAGGUACCCCAAUGUAAUUCUUUGUCAUGCCUCAUCUGAGCGGGAUCAGAUGGUGACAAGGGUCUCAAUCAGGGUCAGGUAGCCAGGGAAGACCAGUCCGUGAGGGAGCUGAGGUGAUUUAUUGCAGAUACAUGACUUCAUUUUCUCUGUGCAGCAUACACUGGACAAGCAAGACGCUUCAAAGAUUAGAACUAUUUUAAGACAGUCUGACAAGCCUUUAAGGUUGAUUUCCAAACUGUAUCAAGUGUUGAUAGAGGCUUUUCCCAAUGACACAAAACAUGUAAAACAACAAUGUGAGGAGGCCUUAGAGACGCUAUUGAUGAUGAUGACUGGAUACAGAUAUGUUAGAAUGCUCAGUCACGUUCAUUUCAUUUCAGACAGAAAUGACUGCACUUUAAGACCAUCCGUGGAACAUACUAUAUGCCAAUGAAACUGAACAUCAUGCACUCAGAAAUGUAUUCAUUCUGCUGGAGGUGUAAGACACAAAAGGGGACAUAUUUGCUUACGUUGUGGUCUUGUGAAGGCUGGCUGAAUUAUGGCAAUGACUAUGUUCUUUUAUCUCAGGAUGUCAACAGAUUCUCCCUCCCCCUUGUUUUUGUUUGCUUGGAAAUGUUGAUACUGGAGACUAUUGUCAGAAGAAACUGUGUAACCUAGCAUUUAUAGUGGUUAAGAAAUGCUUUGCCAUUCAUUGGAAGGUUGGUUAUCCUCCCAAAAUGGAUGGAAGAAAUGUCAAGUUAUGUAUCACUAGAUUGGAUUUAUUAAAAUAUUAAGGGUAUACUGUGCAACUUUCAUAAGGUCUGGAUGCCUUAUAUGGAAUACUGUAUGACAAAAGGAGUCUGUAUUGAAAACAUGCCCACGUCAGGGGAGAUACCUACUUAAGUCAACCCUAGCUUCUAGGCUGCUCAGUCCUGGCCCUGGGGGUCUGCCGUAAUGUUGGUUGUCACUCUGGCCUUGGGCUAACAUAGCUGAAACCUAUAAUGAAUGUUUCCUAAAGCUGAGUGGAGUGUGUUGGUUUGGGGCGCAGCCGGAUGGUGGACCCCUAGGGGCAGGACCGGGUGACCCAGCUAUACUGUGUGCAAGUAAAAAGAGCUCUACAUCACUAUUAGACUUUUUUUUUUAACUAGGCAAGUCCGUUAAGAACAAAUUCAUAUUUACAGACGGCAAACUCCAGCCAAACCCGAACUACACCCUAUGGGACUCCCAAUCACAGCCAGAUGUGAUAUAACCUGGAUUUGAACCAGUGACACCUCUUGCACUGAGAUGCAGUGCCUUAGCUUUAGAUGCCCCCAAAAAUGAGAGGACCUCCCCCCACCAAGUUAUGCCCCUGCCUAAGGAUAUUACUGCAAAAAUAGUUUGUACCCUAUUAUUUUAAUGCUUUAGGCCACUGUUGUAUUUUGUGGAUGUGAUGACUAGUGUUGCUAAAUUCAAUGUACUUUGCUUUUAUUUAUUAAACAUAAUAUUACAGUAUGGUAAUAUAAAGUUGCUGAUGCUCAACUUCAAAUCAAACAUUUCAGACUGAACAUUUAACCUCUCAACUUUCUAAAGUUUUCCCAGUUAGUUAACACUAUCAACGUUUCCCUUUACUGUGGGAAUUGUGAUCAAAUCAAUGCAAUAUUAGCCACUUUCACUACAAAAUAACAAAACAUAAACUAUGCAAGAGAUUUUGACAAAAUGCAUCGGAGUAGGAUUCUAUUGCAUUGACAUGCACGACGCAGCCCCGUACUCUACACAAACCAGUCACAUAACACAUAACCAAUCAGAGCUGCAGUAGGCCUAAAUGCAAAUUAAGCGGUCGUGAGUAGAUGUACUUGUUUUGAGGUCAAAGCGAGAGCUACGCGUAGCAACGUUGGCACAUUUGUACAUAUCCUUUGCUAGUUAGUGAGCUAUUAGCCCAGUUAUAGAUCAUUUGUAUUCAGCAAUUUGGAAGUGAUUGCUUCAUAAAAGAGCACAAAUUGUGUGCAUUUCUAGACAUCUUUGAAAAGUGAGUCAGGUAGAGCUUUUUUUUUGUCUUAAAGGGGCAGUAUUGUAUUUUGAGACGGGCUUCAAUAACCUAAGGAGCCAAUAGGCAGAGGGGAGCUUAAUUUAUUUGAUUCUCUGUAAUAAUGGUAUGGAAAUAAUAAUGCAUUUUCUUUUGUAAAGUGGUGUCUUGCAUCAGUCACCUUGUCUGAAGGACAAGUGGAUAAACAGGUUAAUUUCAAGCCCUGCAUGUUUUUUUCCCCCCAAAAGUCUCAUGGAAUGUAGGUCUACAUUGAACACCACACAUUUGCUGCUUCUGUAGGCUGAACGAUAGAACAGCCAUUUCCAUGUUAAAAUGUUAUUGGAUGCUUGGUCUCCAUUGUUUUUGGUAGGCCUACAUUAUGAUCAAUUCGCCACAGUAGCCUACUUGACCACUUAACUUAAAGAGAGUACAGCCUCAGUGUUCAUGUUGGAGCGAACCAUUAAGGUGAGCUGAGCAUUAAAUAGGUCUAUUUGCCAGGCUGAAGUAGCAAGGACAUGCAGUUGACAGUGGGAGUUUCUUUUUUUGCUGGGUUUAUAUAGUGUAAUUGUGUUACUCUUUAAACUGUUCCUUCAAUUCUUUGUAUGUUAUUGUGAAGUAGAAACAUCUAGGAGCAACAGCUGUGAAGUGGUAGGCCACACAAGCGGACGAAUCUGGGUUUGGCGGAUGCCAGGAGAACGCUACCUGCCCCAAUGCAUAGUGCCAACUGUAACAUUUGGUGGAGGAGGAAUAAUGGCCAGGCCCCUUAGUUCCAGUGAAGGGAAAUCUUAACGCUACAGCAUACAAUGACAUUCUAGACGAUUCUGUGCUUCCAACUUAGUGGCAACAGUUUGGGGAAGGCCCAUUUCGGUUUCAGAAUGACCCGCGUGCACAAAGCGAGGUCCAUAUAGAAAUGGUUUGUCAAGAUCGGUGUUUAAGAACUUGACUGGCCUGCACAGGGCCCUGACCUCAACCCUAUCGAACAACUUUGGGAUGAAUUGGAACGCCGACUGCAAGCCAGGUCUAAACGCCCAACAUCAGUGUCUGACAUCACUAAUGCUCUACAUUAUUACUACAUUAUGAAUAUUAUUACAAUAAACCAAUCAAUUACAUAAUUAAUCGAUAAAUUACAUAAAUCAUGAAGUUACUCAUUUUCUCCCUAUGGCGACUGUGCCCAUUAAACCUACUUGAGUAAACAUAGAGAUGCAUCCAUUUCCCCUUUAACCCAGAAUGUAAAUAGAAACACACACUUUUCAUGUUAUGAUAGUUUACACUUAAAAA
Messenger RNA from Oncorhynchus mykiss (rainbow trout), 8264 nucleotides. It is a transcript of the gene khnyn, whose product is annotated as KH and NYN domain containing. The record is from RefSeq and is a predicted model, not a curated record. Gene Ontology annotation, cellular component: nucleus; cytoplasmic ribonucleoprotein granule. Gene Ontology annotation, molecular function: RNA endonuclease activity; mRNA binding. Lineage: Eukaryota; Metazoa; Chordata; Actinopteri; Salmoniformes; Salmonidae.